UUGACUUCCAAAAUACAGUUCUAAAAUCCCUAGCAAAUCGAAAGAAUUUCUCUCGCGUUCCAAAAACCCUAGCAAAUCAAAAGAAUUUUUCCCAAUUUUUUUCCACUAUUGGGGGUGAGCGUUUUUUGCCGUUUUCCGUUAUUAACAGGUCAUUUUGUAUGGAGAUCUCAAUGGCGGAAUUUUUUUCCACUAUUGACAAGAAUUCCACUAUUUCCAGGUUCCGUUAUUGACAGGUUUUACUGUAUUUAUAUCAUUUGAUUUUUCGGGUGAAUCCUUCUAUCGUGAAUUAAACGUACGUUGUUUUAUUAUGAUAGCCGCAGGGUUUGACAAAUUUGCAAGCAAUGACAGCUGGCUCACUUUUUGGCAUUGUUCUUUUUUAAUGAAAAACGUUAAAAAAAUAUUUUACUCAACGAUUCAAAUAUGCAUGUGUAUGCAUUUUGAAUGAAGAGCUUAUAUUUAUCAGGCCAAAAUCAGGAUUUACAUCAGCGCCGUAUAUCGAAUUAAUUUCGCUUAGCAAAGGGGGAAAUAUUUAAAUAUAAAAAGGGAGACAGAUAGUACUCGAUCCUUUAUGCAUGCCAUACCCCUAAGGAGUACACCGAUGAACUAAUAUCGCAAUUUUCAUUCGUAUAUUAUCAUUGGAGACGGUAUAAUACGUAUAAGAAACUGACUCUGGAUAGAAGUGUUCAACCCAUACCCAUCGUUUUGCACGUCUUCAUUUGUAUUACUUUGCAGAAAGGUGGUAUUCGUGGAUUGUAUCGUGGUUUUGUUCCAACUCUAACCGGUAUGGUUCCAUAUGCCGGUUUCAGUUUUUAUUGCUUUGAAAGUGUGAAAUUCCUUUGCAUGAAAUACUCACCACAAUGGACUUGCAACAAAUGCGAUAAAAAUACAGGCGGCCGAGUUUUAAAUAUUCCUGCCAAACUUUUAGCAGGAGGUUUAGCUGGUGCAAUAGCUCAAUCCUUUUCGUAUCCCUUGGAUGUGACGAGAAGAAGACUGCAAUUGGUUAUGAUGGAUCCAGCAACGGCUCGAUUUGGAGUUGGAAUGGUCACGACACUCAAGCACAUUUACACUGAAAAUGGUAUUGUACGAGGUACUCAAACAAGCACUAAAUCUUGACACCGGCAUGAAAAUUUAAUUACAGCCGGUCUUUUUUCCGGAAAACACACACAUGACAACAAAGUUUAUGCAAAAGUUUUUUUUAAUAUCAUAAUUGUUAAAAAAAAAAACAAUUAUUUUUUUCUUUUAAUUUGUUUACCUGUUUUAUUGAAAUUAUUAUUUUUGUAAUGUUGAAAAUGUAUGACAAUGGCAAUUUGUCAAAAUGAAUCAAUUGCAUCACAUUAAUUAAGCAAAGACUAAGACUAAGUAGGUAGUAUUUGCCUUCAGUCGCAUAAAAUAACUCAAAUACCUUGGUCAAAUCUAAUUAAAUCUUCCAAUACGUUAGUCAUUAGAAUUUCCACAAAUCAACAGCCAAUGGUCAUCAUGGUAUUAGUUAACCAAUAUUGUUGAAUUGUUUGUGUUUGGGCGUAUUAUUUAAAACA
This is a messenger RNA of Contarinia nasturtii (swede midge), 1535 nucleotides long. RefSeq names its product graves disease carrier protein homolog. Lineage: Eukaryota; Metazoa; Arthropoda; Insecta; Diptera; Cecidomyiidae. The record is from RefSeq and is a predicted model, not a curated record. The transcript has 3 exons. Bases 784 to 1113 code for a protein of 109 amino acids.